UAUAAAUAAUGCAAAAUUCCAUUGUUCUAUUUCAUGAAUUGUUCAAGCUGCAGUUAAAAACAUUCAGGUGCAUUUAAUUAGAUAUCGACUUACAAGAAAAAAUGAUGAAUUUGCAGCGUUGCUCAUGUUUCAAUACAUGCGUUCUUUAUGUUUUAAUGAUAGCGAUAACUGGAUAUGUAACUGGAAAAGAUCGACCUACUGUGACCAUUCCAUAGGGAUCUGUACAGGGGACAUUCGAAAAGUCUUAUGGAGGAAGAAAAUAUUCAGCAUUCGAAGGUAUUCCUUACGGAAAGCCACCUCUAGGAGAACUCAGAUUUGCUGAACCAGAACCCGCAGGAAAAUGGAAUGGCAUCCUCGUGGCUAACCAGUUAUACAGGUGUUUGAGCUUUUCACCGAUUCCUUUCAUGUAUGGUGUAAAAGGCUCCGAAGAUUGUCUUUAUGUAAACGUUUACGUUCCGUUGGAGAAAAUACACGGAAAUGAAAGUUUGGAUGUGAUAGUUCAUAUCCAUGGAGGAUAUUUCAUGAUAGCCGCCCCCGCAGACAUGUCCGGCCCUGCCUACAUUAUGGACAAAGACGUGGUUUUUGUGUCAUUCAACUAUCGGCUGGCAAUUCUAGGAUUUAUGAGUACUGAAGAUGAUAUCGUACCCGGAAAUAACGGAAUGAAAGAUCAGGUCUUAGCAUUAGAGUGGGUUAGAGAUAACAUCAGAUACUUCGGUGGAAAGCCUGAUUCAGUUACCAUUGCAGGUACAUCUUCGGGAGGAUCAUGUGCACAUCUUCAUUACUUAUCUCCAUUGUCAAAAGGUUUAUUUCACAAAGGCUUCUCGCUGAGCGGUACUGCCCUCGCGUCAUGGUCCCUCACAGAAUACCCUCUGAAGAAGGCUAAACUGGUCGCGAAACAUCUCCAGUGUCCAACAAACUCCACCACAACCAUGGUCGAUUGUCUUCGAAAAGUGGACGGAAAAGAGCUGUUAUUAGCGAUGAAGAAGCUGCUGGUUUUCAUAGAAUCGAUUCCCUUUUCCCCCUUCGGUCCGGUGAUAGAAAGGGGGCCGGAGGAACGACGAUUUUUACCCCAUCACCCUUAUAAGUUGUUGAAAGAAGGCAAAAUCAACGAUGUUCCUUGGGUGACCUCAAACGCUAGGGACGAAGGGAUUUAUCCAACUGUAUUUUUCGUGGUGACGAAGACGCUUGGAGAGCUAGAUUCAAGAUGGAAUGAAAUAAUGCCUUACGUGCUGGAUAUCCAGGAUACUGUCAAAGAGGAACUGAAAUUGAAUGUAGUUACGGAAGUGAGGAAGCAUUAUUUAGGCGAUGAACAUAUUUCAGAAAAUAACAAAUACUCUUUAAUACGGGAGUAAGCCAUUGUAACGACUGUAAAUUACUCUUCAAAAUAAUUGGAACUCCAUGUAUACUUGAAGCUGAAGACAGGAAAAUGAUGCAACUCUUCACUGAAUUCAUCACCAGUUAUGCGAAGACGAAUGAACCUAGUUUUGGAGACUUUAAAUGGCUACCACUGGAUCCAAGUAGCAAGUCAUUGAAUGUUCUCAGGAUAAACGGACCCGGUCAUAUUUUCAUGGAUAAAUUCGACCGAAUCGGAGACAACGAUUUUUGGAAUAGCCUGCCAAUUAUGGAGAAUGAAAAAAUUAAAAACUUUUUGUAGUAAUGUAUAUGAAUGACUGUUUAAGAUUUUUGUUGCUAUUCCAGUUUUGCCAAUAAAAAAUCUGUAAAGUGUUCUCUCAUCAA
This is a messenger RNA of Leptinotarsa decemlineata (Colorado potato beetle), 1737 nucleotides long. RefSeq names its product carboxylic ester hydrolase-like. Lineage: Eukaryota; Metazoa; Arthropoda; Insecta; Coleoptera; Chrysomelidae. The record is from RefSeq and is a predicted model, not a curated record.